Molecule: messenger RNA, 2792 nt
Organism: Tripterygium wilfordii
Lineage: Eukaryota; Viridiplantae; Streptophyta; Magnoliopsida; Celastrales; Celastraceae
Exons: 2
Coding region: 670-2613 (647 amino acids)
Biological process (GO): carbohydrate metabolic process
Molecular function (GO): hydrolase activity, hydrolyzing O-glycosyl compounds; methyltransferase activity
Source: RefSeq, a predicted model, not a curated record
AAGAAUAUUGACAGAUACAAAACAUAUAUAAUAUUGACAGAUACGAAACAGAUAUAAUAUCAUAUACAAAACAGAUAUAAUAUCUACAGAUUUAGAUAUAAUAUUAUAUACGAAACAGAUAUAAUACCACUUUUAACAAAUAGGCUCUAGGUUCUCAUUUAACACGGGUUCUUCAUGGGGAGCAAAUCCUUCUUGGUGAUACGAACCUGAGGUUAUAGUAGUCAUUAGUAGGUUUACUUGUUAAUAUUGUGCUUGUUAAUAGUUUUGUAAUGGUCACUUAGCGACAUAUUAUUGGUUUGACAAUUAUAAAUAGUAGUGAAAGCUUUGUAUUAGAAACCAGUUAUGAAAUAAUAUGAGAAUUGUUUGUUCUUCUAUAUGUUCUUGUUUCCUUGUUUUCUCUCUGUAAAUUCCUCUGUCAUUUACACCAUUCCUCCUACAAGGCCAUUCCUCCUGCAAGUUCAAGGUUCGAACGGGGUUCUAUCAAUUGGUAUCAGAGCUUUGAUCCUUAUUGUUCCCUUACUUUUUAGGUUAAGGUUUGAAAGAAGGAUUUCAAUUGAUCUUGAUUCCAGUUGAUUCCUAUGAUUCCUUCCUGGUCAACAAUUGUUCAUCUCACCGCUACCAUGAAUAAUCAGGCUUCACUGUGAAUUAGGUCUUCAUGUUUUUGGUUCCAUGGAUGACAGAUCUGACAAAUCAAUUUUUGCCGAGAAAUUCUCAAUUUCUGAAACCCAAUGUUCAAGAUCCAACAAGUUCACAAAAUACGAAGAUCUGAAUUUCGACCUUAAUCUUGCUUGCAAUCUCCACAUGCAAGAGACGAUUAGAUCAUCCGUUUCUGUUCACCAUUCCACUUCGCAAUAUACUCCGGUGAACACUAUUUUGAUUUCGGAUGACAAUGAUUUCAUUUACAAUUUGUUAAACCUAGAAUGCGCGGAUGUUGAACAUGGUAAGUUAUUGAUGAAACAAAUACGAACGAAUCUCAGCCGUCGGAUCCACGAUCAACAUAUCUCAAUCCAUAUCAUGAAGGUACUGUGUUCUUCUUCUUCCAGUAGUAAGAAGGUGUUUGGUGAAUCUCCCAGCCUAGGUGAACACAAGGUGUUUGAAAUUUUGUCUCAACAUGGUAUAGAAUCUUGUACACUUCACGCUAUAGACUCUAUGCAAAAAGAAGGAAAAUUUGGAUUUUUACUUCUAACUUUUGAUCCUGGUGGAGAGGAGGCCAUCACAUAUGCCCCAAAACAUAUCUUUGUAGAUAAUAAUGAUUUUGUUAUUACUGAUGUGUUGUCUUUGGAAAGAGAAGGAAUUAAAAAUGGAAUUGAUAUGGAAGGUGGAUUUGGAACCUUUACUGCUAGAAUGACAGAGAGGAAUGUAACUAUGAUCACCAAUAUUUUGAAUAUUGAUGCCCCAAUUAGUGAAUUGGUUGAUACACGAGGCCUUUUCCCUUUGUACUUGAGUUUAUAUCAUAGGGUUCCAUUCUAUGACAAUGUAUUUGAUUUGGCUCAUGCUGGGAGUAGAUUAGUUGUUGGUGAGAAACCAGAAAAGAAGGAAUUCUUAAUGAUUGACAUAGAUAGCAUUUUGAGGGCUGGAUUCUUUUGGUUGGAUAAAUUUUUUUGUGAGAUGGAUGAGACAUUUGACAAGCUCACAGAUUCUAUAAGAGUUGUGUUAGUUGCAAAGUAUGUUGCUGUAGGAAAUUUUCAACCUGAAGACAAGGGCCUCACAAUUGAAAUGGUCCAGUAUUUUUCAUUCUUCAAUAGAACAAACAAGCAUGUUAACAAAGGAGGUGUGACAUACACCAAUGUGUUUGAUGCAAGUCUUGAUCCACUCAUAUGGCCUCUAGAGAAAGCUGGAUACCUUGAGAUGGCAGUCAUAUUUGGAGAAGUUGGGUGUCCUACUGAUGGAGUUGAGAAUGCAAAUACACAAAAUACCAAGAGAUGCAACCAAGGCUUGCUUAGGUAUAUUUUGAGUAAAAAUGGAAACCCAGCUAGAAGAGGGACACUUGAAGUUUAUAUUUUCAGUCUUAUUGAUGAGAACGCGAAAAGUAUUGUCCUUGCAAGCUUUGAGAGGUUAUCAUUGGAGUUUACUGGAAAGCCAAAAUACGGAUUGGACUUUUCAGGUGGGGAGGAAAAUGAAGGUUUGGUACUAGUAGAGGGUGUGGAAUAUAGGCAGAGACAAUGGUGUGUCAUUGAUCCGCAAAUGGUAGAUUUGGCUGAUUUGGCUCGUAGCAUAGGCUAUUAUUGUAGUCUAUCAGAUUGCACUACCCUGGAUUAUGGGACUUCUUGUAAUUAUCUAAGUUGGCGGGGAAAUGUUUCUUAUGCUAUUCCUCUGUAUUAUCAGGUGAAUGAUCAGAAAAAAUGGGACUGUCAUUUAUCUGGCUUGGUUAUUGUCACAGUAGAGGAUCCAUGGGAUUGUGAGUUUCCUAUGAUGUUUGCUUAUGGAUAUUCUCUGACCCUUGAGUGGCAUUCUUGGUGGACAAUCUGUUGCCAAGGAAUUGUUUCAGUCAUUUUCUUUGUAUUGAAUACUCUUAUAUGGGACGAAAAAUCAUAUGGACUGUGCCAUUUGGCACUAUUUUGCUAUGGAGUUCUUAUGGUCUGGCUUAUCAGUUCCACUCGUGUUUUUGGGUAGCUAUGUUGGGGUUAGGAAACCAGCAAUUAAGGAUCCUAUGAAGGCAAAUAAGAUUCCAAGGCAAAUUAUUGAGUAGGCUUGAUACAUGAAUCCCGCAUUCUCAAUUCUAAUAGGAGGAAUACUUCCAUUUGGGGCUGUUUUCAUUAAGUUCUUUUUAAUUCUCAUCUCUAUAAGGCUAA